Acanthocheilonema viteae is the source of this 2796-nucleotide messenger RNA. Lineage: Eukaryota; Metazoa; Nematoda; Chromadorea; Rhabditida; Onchocercidae. The record is from the annotation of a GenBank genome assembly.
AUGAUUUGGGUGAAAAAGAAAGCGACAACAAUAUCGACAAGAGCAGCAGCUCGUUAUUUCACGACACUUAUCCUUCAACUGUACAUAUUAUUGACCAUAUCUGUGGGUACCAUUUAUUUUCAUCACAUUAAAGAAUCUGAUUUCAAGCCAAAUCGUUACUACACGUGUACCGCUGAGAAUACCAAACUUAGAGAUUACAAAUUUGGUAAUCAGUUUCGCCUCGAUGUCACCAAAAAUCGUCGACGAGCAUUGACUUCACCGAUACCUCCCAGCGAACAGUAUGUUAAUCAGAGCUCUCCGAUUGCAUUGGAAGGUAGCGUUCACAAGCUUCAUUGCUUCUUCAGUGGAUAUCCGGAACCAAAACCUGUAUGGCGAUACAAUGGUAUUGAUAUUUCGGAGGAUGAUUCACGUUACACCUAUGAAGCAUAUGGAAAAACAUUGGUUUUCAAUGUUAGCGCAGAAGCAGAAGGCUUAUAUGAAUGCAUUUUUAAAGCUCAUCCGAAUUUGGAUCGCAGAUUCGACGUUGUUGUUGAAGCCGCACCUUAUUGGAUGACAGGCCCACCGCCAAACAAGCGAACAAGCGAAGGAGAGGACGUUACCUUUGAUUGUAGCGCACUUGGAAAGCCAAUCCCUUCGAUUUCAUUUUUCAAAAAUGGUGUUGGAAGCGUCCUUACAUUGAGGAAUGUUAAAAAAGGUGUUGCUGGCAGUGGUGAUAAUGCUGUUUACCAGUGCAAAGCGGAAAACAAGCAUGGAUAUUUAUGGGCCAAUUUCUACCUCAAUCUUCUCGCUUUCAAACCAGAACUUCUUUCUGACCCGGGUGAAAUUGAGGCUGUAGUUGGUCAGAAUGUAACACUGGCAUGUAAAUUUUUUGCUUCACCAAACGUUAACAUUACAUGGGACAGCGCUGUGUUGCAUGGUUUGCGACAUCACGUCGUGCCAGCGGAUGCUGAUGGAGAAGGAAAACUUGUUAUUGAUGCGGUUGGUCGAGAUGCGGAAGGUGAAUAUACAUGCAUUGGGACGAACAAACAUGGUACAGCGAAAGGAACAGCACAUAUAAUUAUACGCGAAGCGACACGACUGGAACCAUUUGAAAGGCCUUUAGAAAAGGUUUUGGCUGGUCAACGACUUGAACUGCCAUGCAAGGCUGAACAUGAUGAAAACCUCGAAGUUACGUACGAAUGGCUUGUUAAUGGAAAGCCGUUAUUCGAGCAGUAUAUCCAAUCUGGUCAUUAUCUCAUUACCAACAAAAAUUCACUAAUUAUUACAAACCCGGCAAGAUAUGAUGCUGCGAUCUAUACGUGCAUCGCUAAGACAGCAUUAGAUUCAGCGGAGAAGUCAGUUCAAGUCGGAGUUGAUGAUGUUCCAAAUCCAGUUCAUAUGGCAUUUCUUACGAAAUGUGACGAUACUGCCCAAAUAGCAUCUAUCAAUUUUGAAUACAUGGAGGAUAUUGAUUUCAGUGCUCCAAUAAAAGAAAUCUGGGCGCAAUAUCAAAUCGAUGAAGAAACUGAUGGUGUGGUUUGGCUAACACAUCCUCAUCCCGCCCUGGCUGAUUCCUUGCAAACAAUAGAUGAUAACCAACGUACAGUAAAAGGUACGAUUGACGUAUCACUUCGGCCAUUCGGCAAGUAUCGUUUCCGUGUCUUUGGUCGCAAUGAUUUCGGUGACGGAGCACCAACAAAUGUAAAUGGUGGUUGUAUAACACCGGCUCGAGUACCUGACAGAAAUCCAGAAGGUGUUUCUGCAACUGGGACAAGACCAGAAAAUUUAAUUGUUUUCUGGAAGCCAAUGCCAAGAGAAGAUUGGAAUGGGCGCAAUUUCCAUUAUAUUAUUCGAUAUCGACCCGCUGGAUCGGAUGCUGAAUGGAAGGAAGAGAUAGUAGAAGAUCCGUACAGUGAUCGCCAUACCAUUGAAUUAUCAGUCGAAGAGCCUUUCCGACCAUAUGAAGUUCAGGUUCGUGCUGCAAAUGAGAAUGGAACAUCUAAUGUUUCACCGCAGUCAGUAGAAGGAAGAACAGGUGAAGGUGAUCCCGGUUUUACACCAACUGGAUUCAAACUCAUCACGGCGGAUUCAACAUCGGCAAGCUUCGAAUGGGACCCAAUUGAUCCACAACAAGUGCAAGGAAACUUCACUGGAAUAAAGAUUACUUUUUGGCCUGAAGAAGAUGAGGAUGAAAACGAUGGUGAGUUGGAAGGGGAGGAUAUUUCACGAUUAAAGAGACAUUCAAAGCUGCGACGAUGGAAGCGUGAAAUUUCAACUUCACAAACGAGCGUGUAUGGUGAUAGGCGCACCGUUGUCUUUGCACCGGAUAAAAAAAGUGCCACAGUAUUUGGCCUACGACCGAACAGUGUUAAUUAUGCACAAAUUGCGGUGAUGAAUGGGCAAAAUGAUGGCACACCAACUGAUCCGAUUUCAUUCCGAACGAAAGAAGGAGUCCCAACUCCGGUACGAAAUUUGGAAGCAUAUCCUAUGAAUACGCGUGAUGAGCAAGAAAGUGCUGUUGUUACUCUACGAUGGGAUCAGCCACGACAUUACAACGGUCGUUUAACCGAAUAUUCGGUUGAAAUAUGCGCUGUAAAUCCAGAUGGUACUAUGGAACAAAGAGGAAGUUGCCCAAUCAGAAAAACGAAACCGAAAGAACGAUUCCUAAGGAUAUCGAAUUUGGAAAACGACAGCAAAUAUCGAUUUAUUGUUUAUGGAAAUACAAAUGCUGGUCGGGGCGAUCCGAAUUCGAAGGAUGUUAAGACUUUACCUGAGGAUGUAAAGUUGUUUCGUAAGUUUUUCUAUUUGAAAUCAUGA